Molecule: messenger RNA, 6854 nt
Organism: Trichogramma pretiosum
Lineage: Eukaryota; Metazoa; Arthropoda; Insecta; Hymenoptera; Trichogrammatidae
Gene: Patronin
Product: patronin
Exons: 27
Coding region: 654-6065 (1803 amino acids)
Biological process (GO): neuron projection development; negative regulation of microtubule depolymerization; cytoplasmic microtubule organization
Cellular component (GO): microtubule minus-end
Molecular function (GO): microtubule minus-end binding; calmodulin binding; spectrin binding
Source: RefSeq, a predicted model, not a curated record
GAAAGUACUGUUGCUGGUGAGCGAAUGAAGCACGCCAAGUAGUGCAUUUUUGAUGGACAAGUAACGUGAGUGAUAAAGCAUCAACGAGCAUCGAGCAGGCGUUGAUCUGAGCAAGUUGUAGAGACGCUAAGGAAAUUGCGAGAGGCGAUUCGCAGCGGUCUACUCGCGAUUUCGCGGCCCGCAGCAGCUUCGUCCAGCUGCAGUAGUGCAUGCUGCAAUUAGCAUCGAGUAUCCCGCGGGCGUAUCCCGACCGUUGAGUGCAUAAUAAAUUCCAUCAGUCGAUGGUUCAGUUUUAUUAGUGAAUGUGUGCCUCGAAGGAGCGCUUCGUGCGUGCGCUGAGAUCAAAAGAAGCAGCAGCAUCAACGCGUUAAACGUGUUUGAUGAGUGCCAACUUGUCGUGAAAACAUCGAACAUCGCGAAUCGGCUGUCUCGAGUUGCGCCAGUGCGCGGCGCGCUCGUCUGUACAUUGUGUACAAACUCGUCCUCGAGCAUCGUUUCAGCUGCAGCGUACCAACUAUAGUUCAUUUGUCCUCGUCAUAACUGCCUAGUGCCUAUAGCCAGGUUGUGUCCUGUUUGCUGAAUUCAAAAAAUGAAUAAAGCCAGUUGUAUAAUUAAUUGGUUUUAUUUCUUUUGGUGGAAAUCAUGAUCAAUGAAUGUGGUCCACAAUAACACGCUUGUUCUCAAAUCAGCUGCAAGAAGCACGUCCAAGUACUGAACAUCAAUUCAAUAACCUAAACAACGGCGUGCCAGUGGCAGAUAUAGCUGUCGAUGUAUCUGUUGCAAUGGAACAUUAUACAAUAGAUGAAAAACAUAGAGGAUAUGGAGGAUCAAGUGAUCAACAUUCGACUAGUGGAGAUUCUUCAGAACAUUCAUCUGAUUCUUAUGAUGCUCGCCAGGCCAAACAGCGUGCUUCUGUAAAAUGGCUCUUGUCAAAAGCAUACAACAACCGGGUUCCCGAAAAGCUUCGAGAGCCAUACUAUCGGGAUCACGAGGAACAGGAGCACUUGAAGCCACAAAUUGUGCAUGCUCUGUCAAAUGCAGAGUUGUACUGUUUGGCGUUGGCAAAUAUUUAUUCAGAUCCAAAUUAUCACAAUCAAAAUCACACUGGCAUCCUCCAAGCUCUUGCGAGAAAAGGUGUAUACGUUGCCGAGCCCAACAGUACCCCGCUCACCGAAACUAUCCUCAUUCAAAAUUCGCCGCUCAAAAUGAGUGCGCAUAUGGCUGUGAUAGAAGGCCUGAUGGUCUUAUACGCGAAAGAGGUGGUCACAGGCGAGCGAGUAAUUGCAGCGAUUCAGCGAUUUGAUCCUCAGCCUCAAGCGUUAGAAAUUCCACAGGAUCACGAGCGAGGAUUGCUGCUCUGGAUCGGCCAUGCCUCGCAAGCACUUGUAGCCAAAAUUCAACUCGAGAAAUCAGAAAAAAGCAAGUUAUUACCCGAGUUGCCAGCUGCUCGGGAUUUACAAUCACUCUGCGAUGGGGUCGGUCUUGCUGCUGUGGUAGCUUUCUACUGUCCUGGAGAAAUUAACUGGAUGGAUAUUAGGGUAUCGAAGCGACCAUCCGUUGCCGAUGCUCUUCACAAUCUCUCUCUGGUCUACAGCUUUUGCCAGCGUUGCCUACCUUAUCCAAUCUUUCACAUGCAGCCAGAGGAUGUCAGCUACAUGAGAGGGUCCAUGAAGCAAAACCUGGUCGUGUUUUUGGCCGAGAUGUACAACGUUUUAGAAAUACAUCCUGCCAAAUGUGUAAGAUAUCCUGGCGAAGAUCGAGCUCAUUUAUAUCUAGACGCGUGCCCGCGCAAUAUUUAUGGUGUCGCUCACAAGCGCAGUCUACCACUCGCUGUAACUGCCAUACCUGAUUUGAGAAGCAACCUCUCGAUGUCGGCCCCGGGCUUCACAGGUAUCCGCACCAUGAGCCACCAGCAACUGUUUACAAAAUCGAUGGUGCAAAAUACAGUUAAAAAAUCGCAGUCCAUGCAGCAAACUUCAGAAACUCACGUUGACGAGAGGAGUAUCAGAAAAACGACCAGUGAAGAAGCGUUCGUAGCCCAUCGAAAUAAAGGGGUACCAACGAUAAGCACGGCGUACGAUGAUAAAACGCCAGUAAGAGCCGAGGCUGCUGGUCGGCCUAGUAACUGGGAUGAGAAUAGGCGAAGCACUUACGCUGGUCGGAGAUCGAGACGAAAUAGCAUAAGUGCUGAAGAUUCACAGCUAACUAUUGAAAACUUCGGAGGGUCCCAAGUGAGAAAAAAUUCUGUUCACGAGAUGUUAUUAAAAAAAAUUGAGACUAUUAGAGACAAUAUCCACAACGUUGGUCGGAAUCCAGAUAAGGUCUCUGCAAAAGCUCUCGGUCGACAUCCGCGCAUUUUAAACGCUGAGCCAGCAACGCCAGCCAGAUCAAGUAUCCAAGAUGCUUAUAGCAGUGGUGUUCAACAUAUUAUCGCAGAUAAUGGGCAUACCAGUGACGACACUCCACCGCCACCAGCCCGACUCAGGCGACAUGUGUCGCUGAAGAAUAUUCUACAUUCCACAGACAAUGAGGCGAUUGGUCAGGUUGAUGGUGACUCACCUGCGGUUGUCAGUAGGCCCCCCAGUGGGGCUAAGAUGGCCAGCUUUGCUAAUCUCAGUAAAAGCUCAGAGAAGGGCAUUAACCUCACCUACAGUGAUCAACAAGACACAAGCAAAGAUGACCAGUCGAAACAAAGCCUAAAUGUCUCGUCGUCUAUGGCCACGGAUAAAAAGAUCAAUCAAAGUAAUGGAAACGGAUUCGUUGAGAAAAAAACGACGUUUGCAACAUUACCCAAUAUGACAACUUGGCAACAACAGAGUAACCAACAAAAUCAGCAAAUAGAACGAAACAAUAUUGAUGAAAGUAAUGGUAAUGCACUCAUGGCUUCUCAGUUGAAUAACAUUCGAUUAAAAUUAGAAGAGAAGAAACGACACAUCGAAAAUGAAAAAAGAAAGCUAGAAGUUCAUAUGUCAAAAACUCGACAAAAAGUUGGCAAAGCUGCUUUCCUUCAAGCUGUCACUAAGAGUAAAAUUAAGUCACCCUCAUCGUCGACGUCGGGUGGGGCAAGUCCCGCAGAUGUAAGCACGCCGCUGAGUUCAGGCACUGAUCAGCAAAAUGCCGUAGAUGAGUGUAUUUUGUCUUCUACAGCUUCAUCUUUGAGUUCGCAUUUGCCAUUUGAAAAACCCCAACGACCUUUCUCUCUAAAGGAAAUAAGUGAAGAUGUCCGCGAUGUUGAGCACAAAUGGCUGGACCAGGAUGCUACACCUUACGUGGAAACUAGGCGAACACCUGAUAUUGAAAACAUGGAUUAUGAUCAGUACCAUCAAUCAAUCACUCAAAUGAAUAGUAGUUUGACUGAAAUUCAGCAAGAUAUUCAACGUUUAGCAAGCCAACAAAAUCAAAUUCAGCAGCAGCAUUUAUUGGCACAACAACAUCAACAAAUGCAACAACAAUUACAGCAACUUCAAAGUCUUAGUCAACAACAACAGCAUCUACAUCAAUCUUAUGGGGCUUCUUCUCAAAAUCCAGUCUCUGCGAGAUUGCCUGAAUCACCGCAAUCUCAGUUUUAUCUUCAUGAUCAACCACAAGUGCCAAGACGUACAUGGGGUCAACCUCAACCACUACAGUUAGGAAAUGAUUUGUCAGCCAUUGCGUAUAAUCAGUCUAUGGAUUCAAGAUAUAUUUCAUCACAAGUGUAUCAACAAGAUCCAAGAAUGUAUCAGGAUACUCGAGCGUGGGGAGUACCAAUACCGCAACAAAAAGGAUUUGUUUUACACGAUUCAACGCAGGAUCAACGUUAUCUAAAUGGUGGCGAGCAUAGUUUAUCGAAUAAUCAACAUCACGUAUCCUCAUACUCGACGGCACAAAAUCUAUUCAAUCAAACACCUACUGGUUCAGCUAGUCCACAACAUCGUAAUGCUGUACAUCGAAUAAGUCAGUUGAUGAACGACAGUGCUGAAGUAAAAAGGCAGUCUGUACAUCACACAUCCAUGCAGUGUGAAAAUAACAGUGAAAAACGGUUAAACUCUAUGCAUCAACAAGAAGUUGAACCUUCCAAUGUAUCGUACUUGGUUAAUGAGGAAGACUUUAAUCAAGGCAUGCGAAACUUAAAUAUCACGUCAGGUAGUCGAACGUACAGGAUACCAUCACCAACCCGACCGUCUAUAUCAAGGAAUUCGUUUCAACCUCACUCCUCAUUGCGAGAAAAAACUCCAUCACCAUCUGGCAACGCUAGCGAAGUUGUGCCAUUAGAAUCAAGUGAUGCUAGUGGAAAAGGUUUUUAUAUAUCAUUUGACGAUGUACCAAAAAAGCCAAAACCUUCGCUAAGAACAAAAAAAUUAUCCCCCAAAAAGGAAAGAAGUGUUUCAUCGUAUAUUGAUGAAAAUGAUUUCAUUGCUCGCUAUGAUCCUCCACCCGCUAGUACAGCAAUCGAUAGGCAACGGCAACAGAUUGCCGCACAAAAAGAAAUAGAGAAAGAAAAGCAAAGACAAGCGGCUGAAGAAAGAGAACAGCAGUUUCAAAAGCAAAAAGAACUUAAAGAUCGAGAAGCAGCAAAAGAACAACAGAAGGAAAGACAACGCAAUUUGGCUUCUGAAAAAGGAGCAAACAGUGUUGGAUUGCUGAUAGGAAAUCAAUUGGCGCAUCCAGAUCCUAAUUCCAUUGACGAAAUGGAGCGUAAGAAAGAGAAGAUCAUGUUAAUGUCUUUACAGCGACGGCAACAACAGGAAGAACUGAAAGCACGCAAAGAAGCCGAAGCUCAAAGACGCCGAGAUGAAGAGAAGCUGAAAGAAGAAGAAAGGGCAAGAAAAAAAGAAGAAGAAAAAGCACGAAGGGCUUCUAUUCUAGAACAAUAUAAACUUAAAAAAGCAAUAGAAGAAGCCGAAAGAGAACUUAAACAUUCCGUUUUGUUACUUAAGGGGAAGGUCAUUGACAAGGAAUUGCUUAAUGCAUUAAAGCCGGCUAAACUGCGUAAUAAAGCCACUCCUAUACGACCACGGCCAAAAACUAUUCAUGUUGAUGCAGGCGCAGAUUUGGAUUCUGGCGUUCUGACGCCUAGUAGAGGAAAGAAAGGGUCAUCCUCAAAUCUGAGUACAGCGUCGCUGACAUCACCAACGAUGAGGCGGGAUUACUAUCGUGGCUCUCAAGACAGUUUGACUACUGCUCAUCUCGAAGAACGCCGUUCCAGCUCUCUUUACAGAGGCAGCAGCCUCAGGGUAUCUUCCAUAGAUUCGCCAGAUGACGGACGGGGUCCAUCGCCUUCACGAAGUAAUCUAUUGGGUAGACGAGGUUCUUACAAGACAUCAAGAGGUGAGUCUUCACUCACCUCGUCAACGCUCACUCUCGCAAAUUCUCAGGACUCUCAUCAACAGGUUAGAGGCAGACCUAAAUAUCCGAGUUACCAAAACUUUAAGGGAAGAAAGUCUAAUUCGAUGAUGAAUCUGUGCGAUACGGACAGUGGUUUGGGACGAGCAACACCGCCAAGAAGAGCGGCGAGUCCUGGUAUGGGAAGUAUGAGGCACUUACCGUCUCCGUCAGGACCUGGAUCUCUUCCACCAGGUCUUAUGACUAAGCGAAGAGUUUUUGAUGAUGGAAGUAGUGAUAUCAGCAGUACUGCUAGUUCAAUGAUGGAUUACAAUGGCCCGAGACUUUAUAAACAGCCAGCGACAAAGUCGAAUCGAGGUAUUAUGUUGAACGCCGUAGAAUAUUGUGUCUUCCCGGGUACUGUUAACAGAGAUGCUAAACGCCGAGUGCUCGAUGAGAUAUCAAGAUCCGAAAGUAAACACUUCCUGAUUCUCUUCCGAGAUGCUGGCUGCCAAUUUCGGGCUUUGUAUUCUUAUUGUCCAGAUAGAGACGAAAUAAGUAAAUUAUACGGCACUGGCCCAAAACAGGUCAUCGACAAUAUGUUCGACAAAUUUUUCAAGUAUAAUUCUGGUGGUAAAUGUUUUUCUCAAGUUCAUACAAAACACUUGACUGUCACCAUAGACGCCUUUACGAUACACAAUAGUCUCUGGCAAGGUAAAAAAGUGAAUUUACCGAACAAAAAGGAUAUGGCUCUUGUCAUCUAGUUUUACACAAGAAAAUUGCGUUAUAUACUUCAUCUAAACGUACCCUUCGUUGCUCAUAGUUACUAUUUUAUACAAGCCCAUAUUAUUUAUAACAAAAGCAUAGUAUUGCUUAGUCAGUUUUAAAUUGCAAAAUGUUUAGGCAACAAAUAAAAUGCAAAUAACAAAAAACUUGUCAUUAUCGAUGCUGACGUCUGCAAUCGUAAUCGAAUAUUUUAUAAUAAUGUGAAUAUAUUUAUGCAAUAUGUUAUACAAAUCGUUAAUCAUAACUUUGAAGAAAAUGUUCGCUUCCGACGUCAACAUCGACGCUUUACCAAUGUAAGAUUAAUAUACAUAAAUAAGAGGAAUUGUUUUCCGGCAAACCGAAUGUAUUGCACGUAACUUAUUGGCGUAAUAUAUCUUGUUAUCUAGCUUAAGAUUAAACGUAGGUAGAUUAUUAUUUUAUGUGUACAUUUUAUACAUACAUUGUCAAAUCGCCCCAAUAAUUUAUAUUCUUUCUUCCUAUAAAUUGGGAAACUAAUCAUUUGCAACAGUACAAUAUAGUAUUUAUAUACUUGUUAAUCUACUUCGAUUAAGUACAUGUUAAAUUCCAUAAAAAGUUAUGUCUAUUGAGCUUGACUGCCUGUACAGUGUCAUUUUCAUAUCUAUUCAUAAAUAUUUCAGUCUAUAUUAUUAACAUGAAAGCUGUUCAAGUUUUUUAAUAUAUAUGUAUAUCCUUUUAUGCAAAUUCAAGUCUGUUACUUGUAAUGCUAUAGUAUUAAAAUUUGUAAUACAAGAUUUUUUAAAUCGGUG